CCCCUCACUAUUUCCCUGCUGCUUGGCUUGGAGUUGGAAAUCUCCAAUUCCAUCCCCCCAAAAACCAAUAUCUCAAUCCAAUCCAAUCCAAUCCACACAAAUGGCUCUCAAGAUUCAGGUGAUUCCCCCUUUCUUCUCCAACUCGCCGGUCGCUCUCUUCACCCAUAAAAGCAAGACCCGAAUUUCAUGCAGAGGCGGCGACGGCAUCAGCGACGCAGCACUCGCAUCAGAGUUUGCCGCAAAGGCUGCAAAAAUCAACGCGCAUUUGGGGCAAGCGGAGGAAGCCAUGAAGAAGAGCAGAAAGCUUCUCUUCGGGGAACUGUGCGAGUACAUGGGCCUCAGGGAAGAGGAGGUCCAACAGAAAUGGAGCAAGAUGGGUGAGGACGAGAAAUGGGUUUUGGUUAAAGGCUUUGUUGCAGACUGGGGUGCGCAUUUUCAUCCCUUGUCCGCAAGGUCCACCAAAGAAAUGUUGGAGGAAUAUGUACGACAGGGACAGGGGAACCCACCUCCAAACCCUCCUCCUCCUCCUUUCUUGUUUCCAGGACUCAGCGGAAUAAUUGGUUUUCCUUAGUUGGUUUUUCGUACUUUUGUUUCUCUUUUACAAAAUUAGCAGAAAAAAAAAAUCAAGGUUACUUUAUUUGCUGGGCCGAAAUAAAUAUUUGAGUAGAUACGUUUCCUCGCCUGACUUUAUAAAAUGAAAUUGAUGACAUGUGAACCACAUCUCUCAUGUUUGCAAAUUGGCUUGUCCAAUCGUUAACAAUUGUAAACGAGUUCAACAUCUACUCACACACACCAUUCACGGGGCGUUAAGUCGUUUUCCCAAUCUCCAUACAUUGGUUCCCAGUUUAGUUCUUUUUCGUAUAAUGCAACACCGUCUAUC
Messenger RNA from Abrus precatorius (Indian licorice), 880 nucleotides. RefSeq lists its product as uncharacterized. NCBI's taxonomy places the organism in Eukaryota, Viridiplantae, Streptophyta, Magnoliopsida, Fabales, Fabaceae. The coding region runs from base 101 to 571 and encodes 156 amino acids. The transcript has a single exon. The record is from RefSeq and is a predicted model, not a curated record.